This is a messenger RNA of Pyrgilauda ruficollis (rufous-necked snowfinch), 1208 nucleotides long. RefSeq names its product translation initiation factor IF-2-like. The record is from RefSeq and is a predicted model, not a curated record. Lineage: Eukaryota; Metazoa; Chordata; Aves; Passeriformes; Passeridae. The transcript is spliced from 2 exons. Bases 272 to 940 code for a protein of 222 amino acids.
GUACAGACAGGAUUAGAUGCACUCACGGCCUCCAUUGUGGUUCCUGCAACUCCCUUCUUUAUUCAGCAGUAAGUGAAGGGCGUGCGACUUUUUUUGUUUUCCCUUGCCUUUUCACUUCUCCUGGCCAUGAAACGUGUCCCUGGUGUCUCCACUCCUUGAUUCCGAAGUACUGGAAUUCUGGAGGGAACUGUGCGCUUUUUAGACCGGACAGGUUCUUUUAUCUGUUUUGCAUCCGCUGUUAAACUCCCGGCCCCCGAGCUGCCAGGCGUAAAUGGUCCCGCGCACGCCUGGGGGCGGCAGCGCGGGGCGGACGCGCUCCUCCUUGGGCUCUGCGGGGCUGCGGCCGCCUCGGGCCCGGCGCCGGCAGGGCCAUCCCGGCUCUCGGGCACCCGCACCCCCGGCCCAGCGUGCCCGAGCGCGGCGGGGCGGGCGGCACGCGGGCGGCUCCCGGCCCUGCCCCGGUGCUGCCCCGGUGCUGCUCCGUGCGGCCGCUGCCGGCGGGAGCUCCGGAGCAGAGCGGGCCUCGGCCGGGGCUGUCGGCGGCAGCCGCUGUUCGGCACUCGCAGGAGCUCUAGCUAAAGGACUGCGGGAUGGGCCACGGGGCCGUGGGAAACCAGCUCGGGCAUCUUUGCUGCCAGGAGCAGCGUGCAGCAGCUGCGUGUUUCCAUUCUCACCGGUUUCGGUGUUGGGCAGCUUCGGAAGGCUUUUCAGAUGUCUUCUUUCAGAAGAACUGCACCUGGAGUACUAUGACAGCAAAGGGUAUAAUUGGGAAUGUGUAAGCAGUUUAAAAAUGAUAACUCAUGGGGACAGUCUUUGGGAAAAGACUUGUUACCAAUCUUCAGGGGGCAACUCUUGCCUUACUUAUCUCCCAACUCUAGGAGAUGAUCAGAAUGCCAAAAUAUCCUUCAAUUCCUGUGCCCCAAAGAGAAUUACAAAAUAGCAGCUGGUCCAUGUGGUCUACCAUACCAUCAUCGUUUUGCCUGAGAUCUCUGGCUCAGACUGUCCAAUCUCAUAUUGCUCUUUAUGAAAAGACAUAAAAAUUUGAUAUAAGGGCAACACUAAGAGUAUUUAAAGGAAUCUUGUAUUAAUAACAAAAAAAUCCAUCUUUUCACCUUAAAGUGGAAGGACAGCAAAAUUCCUCUGUUGGAUUAAUGAAGUUUCUUUUCUAAUUAUAAAUAUCUUUGUUUAGUUCAGUUGACAGACUUUGC